AUGUCAAGCGGGAGUUGUCCCGGCCCGGGGGUUUGUGGUGGGGCACGAAGACGCCCACCACCCCCACCGGAACCUGCACUAUCCCUUGCUGCGGAUCUGAGUGAGCUGAGCCUAGAUCAGGGUUAUCAUACGCUUGCAGACUGCGGUCCGCCGAGAAGAAGGAGAGAUAACACGCUUAGUGAUGCACUUUGGUUGAAGAUCCUUUCUUAUUUAGAGAUAUCGGACCUGUGUCGCAUGUCACGGGUGUGUCGACGCUGGGCGAGGUUCGUGUCGCGUCUGAGCGCGCGCCCGGAGCCGUGGCGGCGCGUGCGUGCGGCCGGCCCGCUGGAGGUGGCCGCGCGCUGCGCAGGCGCACGGGCCGGGCCAUGUGUCAACGCGGUCAGGGAAUGGCGGAUCAAGAAUUGCGCGGUAACAGUGGCUGGUGCGCAACUGCUAGCAGCAACCUUUAGGCACCUCACUCACCUAGCGAUCACUGGCUCAACUAGCAUGGAUGCUAGAGCCCUGGCCCCAAUUGUUACUGAUCUUGUGGAUUUGAGGCAUAUCGACCUUACUGGUUGUUCAAACGUAGACUGGCCAGAAUGGUCUUGGUUGGAGAGCCGGUUAGCCGCCCGUAGACCACCCGUCGAGUACAUAGAUCUGACAGACUGUAGCUCAGUGACAGACGCGGGGCUGUGCGCUUUGCUCCAUACCUGCCCUUCAUUGCAAUAUCUCUACCUUCGACGGUGCACUCUAGUCACAGACGCUGGCGUGAGAUGGAUACCCUCAUACUGCGCGCUAAAGGAAUUAAGUGUAUCUGACUGUACCGGGGUAACGGACUUCGGUUUGUAUGAGUUGGCGAAGCUGGGACCUGCGUUGCGAUAUCUUUCAGUAGCGAAAUGCUCCCAGGUGUCCGACUCCGGUAUUCGAACUUUGACCCGUCGCUGCUACAAGCUGCGUUACCUUAAUGCGCGAGGGUGCGGGGCGGUGGGGGAUGACGGGGUGGAAGCAAUCGCGCGAGGAUGCUCUAGACUCAGGGCUUUGGAUUUGGGAGCUACUGAUGUUUCUGAAGCUGGACUACAGAUCCUCGCUCGAUGUUGUCCAAAUUUAAAGAAGCUCGCCCUUCGUGGCUGUGAACUGAUAGGCGAUGAUGGUCUUGAGGCAGUCGCAUAUUAUUGCAGAGGUUUAACGCAGCUCAAUAUUCAGGACACUCCAGUUACACUACGCGGUUAUAAAGCCGUCAAGAAGUACUGCAAGAGAUGUGUUAUUGAACAUACGAAUCCUGGAUUUUGUUGA
Molecule: messenger RNA, 1272 nt
Organism: Parnassius mnemosyne (clouded apollo)
Lineage: Eukaryota; Metazoa; Arthropoda; Insecta; Lepidoptera; Papilionidae
Source: the annotation of a GenBank genome assembly